ACAAAUCUCGGACAGGUCAUUCUGAUCAUUUCUAGCUACUUUUGGCGAACAGUGAUUUUUUACGCCUUCCCCCCAAAGAACCAAAAAAUUGAAAGUGACUAUUAACCAACUAUUUGGUUGGAAAGUCGACUAAAAGCCGACUAUUUCAAAUAAUAAAUCAACUUAAAUAGUCGACUAUUUUAAGGUUCAAAACCGACUUUUUUGCCCAUCCAUAAGCAUCGGAUAUCUUGUGAGUGAGAGAGACCGAUUCCUCGGCAAAGAUGGUUUCGCGGUGUCAACAUUUUGGUGAUAAGCAGCCGCUAAUUGCAGCAGUAAUGAGAGUCAGCAUCAGCAGUUGGGCCGCGAUAGGGGUGGCUAGCGCGAGUGGCGGGGGUGCUGACGUCACUCUCGGGGAGGCCGCCCUCGGACCUGGAAGCGAACGCCUCGGAUACGGAGCCAGUUCAGCGGCGCUGCUGGAGGCUGUGCGUCUUGUUGGCCUACACGCGUGUCCAGCAGCAGGCCGACCGCCUCCACCGCCGAGCAGCCGCCUCCGACAGUUUGAGCGCGGACAUGACGAUCUCGGACCGCCAGCCUGCCGAGUGGUGAUCGUCGGCAAGAAAAUGUUUCUAGAAAAUACGGCGUCGCUCAACGAGCAGCUGUUGGGAGAGAGCCGAGGACGCUUCGGCACGUUGAAGGAAACCCUGCUGGCCUCGCCCACAGGUUUCAGCAGCUCAAGUCGGGCAUCACGAAACUGACGAUGUAUGAGCACUUCACCUUCAGAUGCAACAAAAGUUGCAAGCCAAAGUUUCAAAAACGGUUUUGUGCGCAUCCUGCAAGGGUGGAAAGGUGACUCUGCGUCGAACGGCUCUCACCCUUCAGGCCCGAACAUCACAAUUCCAACCCCCUCUUGGCCUCCCCGACUCCUCCUCCCAUGUCACUGUUGCGUCUCGUGGCCAUCAAGGACAAUUCCCCUGACGGCGGUCGUCGCAACUUUUGCGAGAAGGACAACUUCGACUUGAGCCGUCAGUGCGAUACCUGUGUUGACUCGCAGUACAGUUGCACCUCCGUUGUUUUUUUUCUUCGGCUUUUCACCCAAUUUUUAACCUUGGACAUGAUUUGAGAGAAUAUACUAAAAAUUUUAACUAUUAUUAAAAUGACAUGCAUGUACAUAAUAUUAUUAAAAUAACACGAGCAACAUUUUUUUUUUAUUUUUCCAAUACCUGCCAAAAAUUCGGUGACCAUUAUCAUCCCCAAAAUUAAACUUUUCACUGAAAAAAUCAUAAAAUUGCUUAAAAGUGACCUUGACUCAUUGACAUUAAAAAGGCACUGUAAAAAGCAUAUGACCUUUGGGAAGCAGCUCAGUAGCGCUUCUCAUUCAAAUGUAAAAGACUAUAAUACCAGCAUGAAAAAUAAUAAAAUAUAUUGUUCA
Molecule: messenger RNA, 1408 nt
Organism: Neocloeon triangulifer
Lineage: Eukaryota; Metazoa; Arthropoda; Insecta; Ephemeroptera; Baetidae
Exons: 3
Coding region: 261-734 (157 amino acids)
Source: RefSeq, a predicted model, not a curated record